GACGCUAAAGCAGCAGAUAAAGUUGAUGCAUUUGUUGUAAACUUUCCAGCAUUCAAGCUUUAUUUGUCCGAGUUUGAUACUCCCCUCUGUGGGUGGAGAAGCUGAGGGACUGGCUGACGUCACCCAAAGAGUAGGGAUAAGAGCAGUGCCCAGAGCUUUGGAAUGAGUAAAACUUCUUAGGAGAUAUAAAAGGUCGGCUGCCCUGUCUGGCAGGUGCUCUGCUGACAGCAGCCUUCCUCCUAUAGCUCAACUUCUCACACAGACCCAAGGAGACAAGAACAGUAAAAAGGAAACUCUGUCCACAAUGCCACAAAAUGUUGUUCUCCAAGGACCGUCACCCUGGGGAUUCAGGCUCUCAGGAGGAAUAGAUUUUAACCAACCCUUAAUCAUAACCAGGAUUACACCUGGAAGCAAGGCUUCAGCCGCCAACCUGUGCCCUGGUGAUGUUAUUAUAGCUAUUGAUGGUCUAGGCACAGAGAACAUGACACAUAAUGAUGCCCAGGAGAGAAUUAAAGCAGCUACACAUCAGCUUUGUUUGAAAAUAGAGAGGGCAGGAACUAAAUUAUGGUCCCCACAAGUUUCAGAAGAUGGCAGAGCACAUCCCUUUAAGAUAAAUUUGGAAGCUGAACCCCAGGAUAUCAACUACUUUGAACACAAGCAUAAUAUUCGGCCCAAACCCUUCAUAAUCUCAGGCCGAAGCAGUGGAUGCAGCACUCCUUCGGGGCUGGACUGCGGCAGUGGGCGCAGCACCCCCUCUUCAAUUAGCACGGUCAGCUCCAUCUGCCCCACCGAGCUGAAAGCAGUGUCCAAGAUGGCCCCUAAUGUUCCCCUGGAGAUGGAGCUCCCCGGUGUCAAGAUUGUACACGCUCAGUUUAACACGCCUAUGCAGCUGUACUCAGAUGACAAUAUCAUGGAAACACUGCAAGGCCAAGUUUCUACAGCUUUGGGGGAAACACCUGUCAUAAGCAACCCAUCUCCCAACUCAGUGUCUCAGUCUGACGUGUACAAGAUGCUGCACGCCAACCAGGAGGAGCCCAGUCAGCCGCGCCAGUCUGGCUCCUUUAAGGUGCUCCAGAAUUUAGUCUCCGAGGAAGAUGGGCGCCCUGUGGGAACAAGAAGUGUGAAAGCACCUGUAACAAAGAUACCUACUGCCAUGCCUGGUGUCCAGAAAGUGCCACUGUGUGACAAAUGUGGGAGUGGGAUUCUAGGGACAGUGGUGAAGGCACGUGAUAAAUACCGGCAUCCAGAAUGCUUCGUGUGCUCUGACUGCGAUCUCAACCUGAAACAAAAAGGUUAUUUCUUCGUGGAGGGCCAGCUGUACUGCGAAGCUCACGCCCGCGCCCGCAUGAGGCCACCGGAGGGAUACGAAACAGUUACGGUUUACCCAAAAUGCUAGUCCUAGGUUAGCACACAAAUGUAUGCAUGCACACAAAAAGCCUUUACCAGCAUAGAACUGCAGUACAAGUGCCAGGAUUUAUGCCUAAAUCCAAGGUAGCAGCUUUCAAACCUUUCCCUGGGGGAUUCUGAGAGAGGCAAAGUCCUUGUUAGCCAGAAAUAAUAUAUUAUACCAGCAAAAAUCUGCUAAAAUAUUGGUUUUGAAUCUGUCAUUAUAACUCAAGGAAGUGUAUGUAAACUGAAAAUGCUCUCCUAGAACACAAAAAGUGAAACAGCUGAAGUAUUAUAUGAAUGCUACAGAAUCAUGUACACACACACAUAUAUAUAUAUCUUAUAUACAUAAGAGCUGUAAGCAAGACAUUAUUUUGAACAUUAAUCAAGUACUUGCGCAAACACCAACACCAUCAAAGUCUUACAUGCUGGGCGGCUAUAAAUGUAGAAACAUGACAGAUUAGAAAAGCAGCUAUUUUACGUUUAGUACAAAACAAGCUGUUGUUCAUGUCUGUUAUUCAACUAUCAUAAAUGUAUGCCCCAAACAUGUUUUGCUUACUUUCCUCUGAAUUUGGGGUUAUAUUGCCUUAAUUUUCUGAUGCAUCAACUGUGAUAAAAAAUAUAUGUCAAGUCACAUAAUAAAAUGGUUAGUAUAAUAAAGACUGGUUAUUAAGAAGCAAA
Molecule: messenger RNA, 2067 nt
Organism: Lonchura striata (white-rumped munia)
Lineage: Eukaryota; Metazoa; Chordata; Aves; Passeriformes; Estrildidae
Gene: PDLIM3
Product: PDZ and LIM domain 3
Biological process (GO): actin cytoskeleton organization; muscle structure development; heart development
Cellular component (GO): Z disc; filamentous actin; adherens junction
Molecular function (GO): muscle alpha-actinin binding; actin binding
Source: RefSeq, a predicted model, not a curated record